AUGAAUAUAGAGUAACAAUGUUCUUAUGAGGAACAACGAAUGCUGAGUUAAUAUUAAUAAUGCGCUAGCACUGGUCGUUAUGGAUCGAUUGAUGGCAUUAAGGAACACUAUAUUUUAUUGAUAAAAGCAGCUUAGUUAAAAAUUAGGUACUUCCUCAUAGCAAGUUCGAUUUUGCUGCUUUUAACCACUGUAACUAGCUUGAGUUGUUUGAUUGAUCCAGAAAUGUUGGGCAUCGAAUUAAGUAAAUGGUUUUCGCAUUUGCUCACUUUGAUAUUGUAUAUGGCAAUUUAUUUGGAUUUAAAAAAUGCGAACUCAGAAAUUCUGAAUGUCCCAAAAGAAAAUUUGAAACUGUUGUGUAUUACAUAUGAAAAGAGUGUUUAUGAGUUCCUAGAGGAGUUCAAAUUUCAGGAGAAAUUCGAUUUGAUUAAUGUUUUGAUGUACAGUUCCUUCAUUUGGAGUUUUUGGUUCAGCCAAUUCGUAUUUAUCUUACACUCAAACAGCAAGAUAUUUCCAUUGCUAAUGAUAUCCUAUGUGUUGCACAUGGUUCUAUACUUGUUGGCUUGGAUAUAUUCUUGCUUCCGACAAAGUCCAGGGAAUUGUGAAUGCUCAAUCCUGAAGACUAAAGUUGGAUAUCAGUAUAUUAACCUACCAAUCUUAGGGUUGAUUGACACUAAAAGGAAUACGUUGAAAAUGACAAUCAUUUUACUGAUGUAUUAUAAAAUAAAAUUAGCAGUCAUUGCCAGUUUUAUUGACUCAGUUGAGAGCGAAACAACAAUAGUGAUCUACCUGUACAUAAUAUAUUGUGUAGCCAUGAUCAUCAAACAAUUCUAUCACUUGAUUCUCCUCAGAAUGAUAAGGAAAGUGAAUUAUCGUCACUUAAGUUGCUUUUAAAAUGCCUACAUGUUGUAUUACAAACUGUUUUUUUAUGAAUCCUGUGUGAAUACCACCUUGAAGGGGAUGGUUUACUUAUCGUCAUUUGCCUGUGUAAUAGUUUGUUUGACGUUCAAUCUCAAAAACUACUUCAAAUACAUAGAGGAAUCCAUUUUCAAAAUUGAAAUUUACCUGGUUAAUGAUACCAUCUCUUUUGUUAUUUCACUGGUGAUUUACGUUUAUUAUGCCAUCAAAAAGUAUUCAAAUAGAGUUCAAUUGAAUCAUCUAGAAUCAUACGAAUCCAUGUUUGAUUUGAGGUUUUACGACUUAAAUGAAAUAGUCCAAAACCCCUAUUAUAAUGCACUCAGUAGAUACUUGUAAACAGAACUACAGUAAUUAGAAGAGAGGAACCAUCGAGAAAUAAUUCGGAAAUUGUAAUUGUCCCCUGAUAAAUCGAUCAAUUUGGAAGAGAAUGGGGACUGCGUUAUUUGCAGAGAAAGAUUGCUCUUAGAUCAACAGCUGGUGGGAUUGCCAUGCCAUCCUACUCACAUUUUCCAUAAGGAAUGUCUCAUCAAUUGGGUAUUGUUACAUACAACCUGUCCAACCUGCAGAACUUAAAUUUAAUGA
This is a messenger RNA of Paramecium tetraurelia, 1497 nucleotides long. RefSeq lists its product as uncharacterized. Lineage: Eukaryota; Ciliophora; Oligohymenophorea; Peniculida; Parameciidae. The transcript is spliced from 2 exons. The record is from RefSeq and is a predicted model, not a curated record.